UUUCGUGAUUCUUUUUUCAAAAUACCAAAACCUAUUUCAAAAUUAUUACUUCCACUCAGGGUCAAGUCACACGUGAGAUGCAGAAAGAUGCACCAAAAUUACAAGCAACAACAUAAUUACUUUUUUGAAUCUUCAAAGUUCAAACCAAUACAAUUAUAAUUUUGCCUAUAAAUUUCUUCACAAAACUGCUUCCUACUUGAUGAACUAUAUCACAUGUUCCAAAUAUAGACGAGAACAAAACAAAAAAGAGUCGUCGAUAAGAGUCCUUGUAAUCCCCAAAAUGCCCUUCAACAUAACCGCCGUGAAAACCUCAUCUAACGGAGCAUGGCAAGGCGACAAUCCCUUAAACUUCGCUUUUCCGUUACUCAUCGUCCAAACGGCGUUAAUCAUCGCCGUCAGUCGCUCCCUCGCCGUCUUAUUCAAACCUCUCCGUCAACCCAAAGUCAUCGCCGAGAUUGUCGGAGGGAUUUUGUUAGGACCAUCGGCUUUAGGUAGAAACACGGCGUAUAUGGACCGUAUAUUUCCGAAAUGGAGUAUGCCGAUACUCGAAUCCGUCGCGAGCAUAGGACUUCUCUUCUUCCUCUUCCUCGUCGGUCUCGAGCUCGAUUUAUCAUCGAUCCGACGAAGCGGCAAACGCGCUUUUGGAAUCGCAGUCGCCGGAAUCACACUACCGUUUAUCGCCGGCGUUGGAGUCGCGUUUGUGAUCCGUAACACUCUCUACACCGCCGCGGAUAGACCAGGAUACGCCGAGUUUCUCGUUUUCAUGGGAGUCGCACUCUCGAUCACAGCUUUUCCAGUACUCGCGCGUAUUUUAGCAGAGCUCAAGCUUUUAACUACUCGGAUCGGAGAAACCGCGAUGGCUGCAGCCGCUUUCAACGAUGUAGCCGCGUGGAUUUUGCUCGCUUUAGCGGUUGCGUUAGCGGGUGAUGGCGGUGAGGGCGGUGGAGAGAAAAAGAGUCCGUUAGUGUCGUUGUGGGUUUUAUUAUCGGGUGCUGGGUUUGUGGUUUUUAUGUUGGUUGUGAUCCGACCCGGAAUGAAAUGGGUCGCGAAACGUGGAUCUCCUGAAAACGACGUCGUACGUGAGUCUUACGUGUGUUUGACGUUAGCCGGAGUUAUGGUUUCCGGUUUCGCGACGGAUUUAAUUGGGAUUCAUUCGAUUUUUGGAGCGUUUGUUUUCGGUUUAACUAUACCGAAAGAUGGAGAGUUCGGUCAGAGGUUAAUUGAACGGAUUGAGGAUUUUGUUUCCGGUUUACUCUUACCGCUUUAUUUCGCGACGAGUGGGUUAAAAACUGACGUGGCAAAGAUCAGAGGAGCUGAGUCGUGGGGGAUGUUGGGUCUUGUUGUGGUUACAGCUUGCGCCGGGAAGAUCGUCGGAACUUUUGUUGUGGCGGUGAUGGUUAAAGUUCCGGCGAGAGAGGCUUUGACACUUGGUUUCUUGAUGAAUACUAAAGGUUUAGUGGAGCUCAUUGUACUCAACAUAGGCAAGGAGAAAAAGGUACUAAACGAUGAGACGUUUGCAAUAUUAGUGCUAAUGGCACUCUUCACAACGUUUAUAACGACGCCGACUGUAAUGGCCAUUUACAAGCCGGCACGUGGCACCCACCGCAAAUUAAAAGACUUGUCCGCGAGCGACGGCUCAACCAAAGAAGAGCUUCGCAUCCUAGCCUGCCUCCACGGCCCAGCCAAUGUCUCCUCCCUCAUCUCUCUCGUCGAGUCCAUCCGAACCACCAAGAUACUGCAGCUAAAGCUGUUCGUGAUGCAUCUGAUGGAACUAACGGAACGGUCUUCGUCAAUCAUAAUGGUGCAAAGAGCCCGUAAAAACGGACUUCCUUUCGUUCACCGUUACCGUCAUGGUGAGUGUCACAGCAGCGUCAUAGGAGGCUUCGAAGCCUAUCGGCAACUAGGCCGGGUCGCGGUCCGGCCCAUCACCGCAGUCUCUCCAUUACCCACAAUGCACGAAGACAUUUGCCACAUGGCAGAGACCAAGAGGGUCACAAUGAUCAUUUUACCUUUCCACAAACGAUGGAACGUUGAUCAUGGUCAUGGUCACCAUCAUCAAGAUGGUGGAGAUGGAAACGUACCGGAAAACGUUGGUCAUGGUUGGCGAUUGGUUAACCAGAGGGUUUUGAAGAACGCGCCGUGUUCUGUGGCGGUUCUUGUGGACCGUGGACUUGGAUCCAUUGAGGCCAAAACUUCGAGCCUAGAUGGGUCAAAUGUGGUUGAAAGGGUUUGUGUGAUUUUCUUUGGUGGGCCUGAUGAUCGUGAGGCUUUAGAGCUCGGCGGGAGGAUGGCGGAGCAUCCGGCCGUUAAAGUUACCGUUAUUAGGUUCUUGGUGAGAGAAACGUUGAGGAGUAACGUCGUUACCUUACGACCGGCACCUUCUAAAGGCAAGGAGAAGAACUAUGCCUUUUUGACAACCAACGUGGAUCCAGAAAAAGAAAAGGAAUUAGACGAAGGGGCAUUGGAAGACUUUAAGAGCAAAUGGAAAGAAAUGGUGGAGUACAAAGAAAAGGAACCAAACAACAUCAUUGAAGAAAUACUGUCAAUAGGACAAAGUAAAGACUUUGACCUUAUAGUGGUUGGAAGGGGGAGGAUACCGUCGGCUGAGGUUGCGGCAUUAGCUGACCAUCAGGCCGAACAUCCCGAGUUAGGUCCUAUAGGGGACGUGCUCGCCUCUUCGAUCAACCACAUCAUCCCAUCAAUCCUUGUGGUUCAACAACAUAACAAAGCUCAUGUAGAGGAUAUUACCGUUUCCAAAAUUGUUAGUGAGUCUUCUCUAAGUAUUAUUAACGGAGACACAAAUGUAUGAUAACAAUAAAUAAAUUGAUGUAGUAGCUUAAACUUUGGCUUAAUGCAUGGUUAAAGCUAAGUGGUUAGUUGAAGAUGUAGUUUAUCUACAAUAUAUAGAUAGAUCAGCGUCUACAUAUAAAUAACCAUGAUUGGGCAUCUUGUUGAGAUGUAGACUAGUAUGUAAAUGAUAGUAAUGUAUUAAAAUGUGAAUAAUUAUUGUAUGGUAUCU
Molecule: messenger RNA, 3019 nt
Organism: Arabidopsis lyrata subsp. lyrata
Lineage: Eukaryota; Viridiplantae; Streptophyta; Magnoliopsida; Brassicales; Brassicaceae
Product: cation/H(+) antiporter 20
Exons: 5
Coding region: 200-2809 (869 amino acids)
Biological process (GO): regulation of pH; proton transmembrane transport
Cellular component (GO): endomembrane system; membrane
Molecular function (GO): antiporter activity
Source: RefSeq, a predicted model, not a curated record